Messenger RNA from Osmerus eperlanus (European smelt), 3613 nucleotides. It is a transcript of the gene adam22, whose product is annotated as ADAM metallopeptidase domain 22. Gene Ontology annotation, biological process: proteolysis. Gene Ontology annotation, molecular function: metalloendopeptidase activity. The record is from RefSeq and is a predicted model, not a curated record. Gene Ontology annotation, cellular component: postsynaptic density membrane. Lineage: Eukaryota; Metazoa; Chordata; Actinopteri; Osmeriformes; Osmeridae.
UCAGAUGCGCUCAGCGUUCAGCGCGAGAGACACUAGAAAACCCUGAUGGCCACCAGCGCGAGGGACUGCGCUAACCAGACGACUAGCGCGCGCUCCCAUCGCAGCCUCUGCUCGAAUGUGAAGCUCCUCUAGCGAAGACAGAAUCAGCUUUUGGAAUAGCGCAUUGUUUUUAUUUUGCUGUCCAUUCAACACCAGAGUAGGUGAUGAUGCAUCUGCGAUGGUUGGCUUCGCUUUUAUGCGUCUCUGGACUGAUACACGGCGUUGUCUCCACCAAUCCCCAUCGAAACGGAGACGCCUUGUCGAACGCGAAGGCUCUUCGUGAUGCGAGCAGGUUCGUCGGGAAGGAGGACACGGUGCCGCUGCGCCUGCUCUACAGCAUGCACAACCACAGCCAAGUCAUGCACGAUGUCCUCAACACGAGACUGAAAGCCAGUUCCGGCUCGAUACAGGUAAACCAUGUGGCCCAAGCCAGCUUUCAGGUGGACGCUUUUGGUCAGAAGUUUAUCUUGGAUGUGGAGCUGAACCAUGACCUCCUGUCUUCACAGUACCUGGAGAGGCACAUCUCAGAAAACGGAAAGGCAGUCAGCUCCAAGGGAACGGAACACUGUUACUAUCACGGGAAAGUGCGGGACAUUCCAGAGUCCUUCGUGGCUCUGUCCACCUGCCAUGGGCUUCAUGGGAUGUUCUUCGAUGGGAAUCACACCUACAUGAUCGAGCCUGGAGGAGACAGCAGGAGUACUGAAGACGUCCAAAUCCACAUGAUAUAUAAAUCGGCUGGACAGGAUGGUUUAGCUGACUUCCUCCUUAAUGGCGAGCACCCAGAACCCCCCUUCCCCAGCCCUCCAUUUCCUGGGUCGAAGGUCGUUCACAGGAGGAAGAAAAGACAGGCCCCGGGCGUGUCCCACAGUGUGGAAGAGGAGGCUAAAUACAUUGAGCUGAUGGUGAUCAACGACCACCUGAUGUAUAAGAAGCACCGGCUCUCAGUCGGACAGACGAAUAACUACGCUAAGUCCGUGGUCAAUAUGGCUGACAUGAUCUUCAAGGAGCAGCUGAACACUCGCAUCGUGCUCGUCGCCAUGGAAACGUGGGCGGCCGACAACAGGUUCAACAUCGACGACGACCCCAUGGUGACGCUGAGGGAGUUCAUGAAGUACCGGCGAGAUUUCAUCAAGGAGAAGUGUGACUCUGUGCACCUGUUCUCUGGGAAUCGUUUCCAUAGCAGCUGGGGUGGGGCUUCCUAUAUGGGCGGAGUCUGCUCCCUGACAAAAGGGGGAGGAGUCAACGAGUACGGCAAGACAGAUGAGAUGGCCAUAACCCUUGCCCAGUCGCUUGGGCAGAAUGUUGGCAUCUUCUCAGACAAGAAAAGGAUCCUUAAUGGCGAGUGCAAGUGUGAUGACCGUUGGUCUGGCUGUAUCAUGGAUGAUGUUGGCUUCUACCUGCCUAAGAGGUUCUCUGACUGCAACGUGGAGGAAUACCACAACUUCCUCAACAGUGGAGGUGGAGCCUGUCUGUUCAACAAGCCUUUGAAGCUGUUAGAUCCUCCAGAGUGUGGGAACGGCUUUGUGGAGCCGGGGGAGGAGUGUGACUGUGGGAGCCCUGCGGAGUGUGUCAGGGAGGGAGACAGCUGCUGUAAACAGUGCACCCUCACUCACGGCUCCAAGUGUAGCGACGGACUCUGCUGCAACAACUGUCAGAUGGAGUACAUGGGUGUGGUGUGCCGGGAGGCGGUGAAUGAUUGUGACAUCCCAGAGAACUGCACCGGGAACUCCAGCCAGUGCCCCCCGAAUGUGCACAAGAUGGACGGCUACAGCUGUGAAAAGGACCAGGGCCGUUGCUUCAACGGGAGGUGCAAGACCAAAGAUAGACAGUGCAAAUACAUCUGGGGCGAGAAGGCAACGGCAGCAGACAAGUUCUGCUACGAGAAGCUGAACAUCGAGGGCACGGAGAAGGGCAACUGUGGGAAGGACAAGGACACCUGGAUCCAGUGUAACAAGCAAGACGUGCAUUGUGGGUACCUGCUGUGCUCCAACAUCUCCCCGGCGCCCCGGCUGGGGGAGCUGCAGGGGGGACUGACGUCCUUUUCUGUGGCCCAGCACAGCGCUUCCCUCGACUGCAGCGGGGGACAUGUGAUGAUCGACGGUGACAGUGACCUGGGCUACGUGGAGGAUGGCACGGCCUGUGGGACAGACAGGAUGUGCUUCAGCCACAGGUGCCUCCCCGUGCAGCAGUUCAACUUCAGCACCUGUCCUGGGACCAGCGACAAGAUAAUCUGUUCUGGACAUGGGAUCUGCAGUAAUGAGCUGAAGUGUGUGUGUCACCUGGGCUGGGCUGGGGAGGACUGUAACUCCACCUCUCCCCUCAGCUACCUGGUGGUGGGUCCCACCCCCUCUGCUACAGGUAUCACCAGCACAAACAUCAUCAUCGGGGCCAUCGUUGGUUCCAUCAUCUUCCUGGCUGUGGUGCUGGCCUUCACUGCCUGGGGCUACAAGAGCUACAGACAGAGAUGCUAUGCAGAGUCAGAGGUGCACAGGAGAUUCUGCCGACAAAUGCCCCCAGGGGAAUACGUGAAGAAGCCUGGCGAUGCAGACUCCUUCUACAGCGAUAUGCCCCCUGGGGUCAGCACUCACUCAGGCUGCAGCUCCAAGAAGAGAUCUAAUGGGCUGUCCCACUCCUGGAGUGAGAGAAUCCCUGAUGCCAAACACAUCUCUGACAUCUGUGAGAACGGACGACCAAGGAGCAACUCGUGGCAAGGACAUCUGAGUGGCAAUCGCAAGAAGCUGAAAGGGAAGAGGUUCCGUCCUCGCUCAAACUCCACAGAAACGCUGUCCCCAGCCAAGUCUCCCACUUCCUCCACGGGGUCCAUAGCGUCCAGCCGCAGGUACCCCUACCCCCUGCCCCCCCUCCCUGACGACCAGAGGAAGGCUAACAGGCAGAGUGCAAGGCUGUGGGAGACUUCAAUAUAAGAGACCUGGUAUUGACUGCAGCUGUGGGAGACUUCAAUAUAAGAGUCCUGAUGUUGACUCUGCAGAAGUACUUAGGAACUACAUUUUCGUCUGCUUUUCUAUGAACUGAAAAAAAAAAAAAAAAGCUCACAAAAUUUACACAAAAUGAUAAAAAAUAGACCACCUGGUUGGAGCAUGGAAGAGGUGUAUAAGCAAGGUCCUCUGAGCCUAGCAUGCUCUGGGUGUCACCCUGCAGCCUAGCUGUGCUCUGGGUGUCACCCUGCAGCCUAGCUGUGCUCUGGGUGUCACCCUGCAGGCACACUGGCUCUUCACACUAGUGGAGCUCAGAUCUGCUCCAGAUCCAGAACACAACAUCUGUCUGGCUCCACAUCGCUCCCAACAAGACCACACAACCUCUCCCCCCAAACCACCCUUACCUACCCUCUCUAGCCCCAACCCUGACCUCUCUCUAGCCCCAACCCUGACCUCUGUCUAGCCCCAACCCUGACCCCUCUUUAGCCCCAACCCUGACCCCUCUUUAGCCCCAACCCUGACCCCUCUCUAGCCCCAACCCUGACCCCUGUCUAGCCCCAACCCUGACCCCUCUUUAGCCCCAACCCUGACCCCUCUCUAGCCCCAACCCUGACCCCUGUCUAGCCCCAACCCUGACC